Oryza brachyantha (malo sina) is the source of this 882-nucleotide messenger RNA. RefSeq lists its product as uncharacterized. The transcript has 5 exons. The record is from RefSeq and is a predicted model, not a curated record. NCBI's taxonomy places the organism in Eukaryota, Viridiplantae, Streptophyta, Magnoliopsida, Poales, Poaceae. Bases 6 to 584 code for a protein of 192 amino acids.
GGGAAAUGUCGUCGCUUGUCAGGUCCCUGGCGUCGCUCUACUGCCAGGGGCUCCGGCGAACCGUCCGUCUCGGCGCGGGAGCACCGCCGCCGCCGGCGUUGGAUCAACGGAGGCCCUUCCUGUCCAAGGUGGAGCGCACGGAGGCCGGCGGCGCGACACGGUCGCCGCCGCGGCGCCAGAAGGAUGGAGAACGAACGCCUCUCCUCACCUGGGCAAGAUUGGCCAUCGCCUCCGCCGUCGCCGCCAUGGCGCCGUUCCUGCAGUCCAAGUGGGCGGCGCUCCUGCGAAUCCAAAGUGAGAUGGAGAUGGUGAAAGACGCCGCGGAGAUGGCGGCAGAGGUGGCGGAGGAGGUGGCCGUGGCGGCCGAGAGGGCGUCGGCGGAGGUGGCGGAGCAGCUGCCGGAGAACGGGCGGCUGCGGCGGGCGGCGGUGCUGGUGGAGCAGGCGUCCAAGGAGGUCGCGGAGGAGGCUCAUCUCGCCCAGGACAUCAUCCACAAGGUUGAGGAAAUCGAGGAGGACGUGAAGGCGAUGAUCGAGCCGAUUAUAGAUGCUCACAAGCAUAAACCCACCAUUAAGAAACACUAAAACUUUCAGACUUUCAACUUUAGUUCAAACCUGCGAAUUGUACAUAGUGUUUGUGCAAACCGACUCAAAUUGUGUUAUUUGAAAAUGGUUAACUGUAUUGCUAUUCUCUUUAUUAAUCUGAACAAGUAGACUACAAGGAUUUCACUUUAGUUGUCCUGAAAAUUAUUUCAGUUGAUGUUCUUAUGUUCAUGAAAUGUAAAAAAAAAAAGAGAAAAUUUUAAACCAAUUGUACAUACUGUUUGCUCAAACCGGCUCAAAUUAUGUUAUUUGAAUCGGUUAACUUGUAUUGCUAUUCUCU